AUGCACAACGUCCUCGUCAUCCUCAUCACAACAACCGCCGCUUUCACGCCGUCGAAGCCAUCGCAAUACGCCUGGACGAGCACGACCUACGGCGUCUGGUUCGAUCCGCUCGUCGAGUUCGGCUACGACGUGCCGCGACAAAACGAGAAGCCCUUACUCCUCUACCUGCCGCCGCUCGAAGGCAACUGCCUCGCAGCCUUCGCGCAGUUCCCGAAGCUCGGCGCGGACUACGACGUCCUCGCCCUGUCGCCGCGCGCCGGCGACACCGGCGCCGCGAGCGAUUGGCGCGGGUCCGUCGACGCGGUCGCGGCCUUCGUGCGACACGAGUCGAAGACCCGCGACGUCUACGUCUGCGGCGAGUCCUACGGCGGCUGCCAGGCGCUCGCGGUCGGCAUCGCCGCGAAGCCGAAGGGCGUCGUCGCCGUGAACCCCGCGACGUCGUUCGGCCGGAGCGACCUGACGGAGCUCGCCGAGCGGAUGAAGACCAUGUCGAACCUCGAGUUCGCGAUCACGUCCAUCACGCUCCUCGCGACGCGUGUCGGCGAUCCGACGCAGACUAGAACCAUUCUUUCCACUCUAUGGGACAACCCGAUGAAGGACCCGAAGCGCUGCCCGCCCGCGCUCGCGGCCUACUUUGAACGCGUCCUGCCGCCCUUCGUGGAAGGCUUCAACGCGCCGAGACCCUUCUUCGAGGCGCGGCUCGCCGCGCUCGGCAUCGGCGCCGCGGAGCUCGAGAACACGCUCGCGUCGCUCGACGCGCCGCUCCUCGUCGUCGCCGGCGACGUCGACCGCCUCGUGGGCUCCGCCGAAGAGGCGCCGCGGAUCGCUUCUGUCGUCAGGGACACGACGAUCCACGUCGUCCACGGCGCGGGCCACAGCGGCACGCUGGACCAGCGGUGCGACCUCCGGGAGGUCAUGGCCGACUGGCGCGGGGGCUUAGAGCUGUGUGUGUGA
Molecule: messenger RNA, 954 nt
Organism: Aureococcus anophagefferens
Lineage: Eukaryota; Pelagophyceae; Pelagomonadales; Pelagomonadaceae
Exons: 1
Coding region: 1-954 (317 amino acids)
Cellular component (GO): membrane
Molecular function (GO): serine-type carboxypeptidase activity
Source: RefSeq, a predicted model, not a curated record